GGAUAAACAAAAAGGAAGGAAGCCUUCGGCGACACAAUCGCGGCAAAAUUGGUUCAAAAUUUUAGCUUCUCAGCUAUAAGUUAGUCGCUACAUGCACUUUUUAAUCGCUUAGACAGCUGCUGGUGGGUGUUUACAAUCAUGAACGACGCAUUAAUGUUUCGUAUGAGCGCGUUUUCCGACCAAGGAGGGAGAAAAUACAUGGAGGACGUUAUCGAGAUCAGAAUCGAAUACGAGCCGACGGCGUCGACAGACGAGGAUUAUCUGAAGUCGCAGAGACAUGGAGGACAAGGGAAAGCUGAGGUUGAACCUAGCGAACAGACAGUAAUGGAGACACAUGUCCAACCGGGUCCCGGUACCGCAGCGUGGGUAGAGACUCUAUCCGACGAGGACAUUAGCAGCAUCAGCACUUCGGUAUCGGGCGAAACGGACGCAGAGCGUGUUGUUGACACUCGGAAGUCCGUGGCGUUUUUCGCAGUGUUUGAUGGCCACGGGGGUCGCGAAGCGGCGCAUUUCGCGAGCGAGCAUCUGUGGGAUCUGUUGAAGAGGCAGCGGGGCUUCUGGUCCAAGGAUCACAGUGAGGUGUGUGCCGCUUUGAGGAAAGGUUUCAUCGCCUGUCACCACGCAAUGUGGAAGGAGCUGCCGGAGUGGCCAAAAACUAUCACUGGACUUCCCAGCACGUCAGGCACCACAGCCAGUGUUGUUGUGAUCCGUGGCAUUCACAUGUAUGUUGCUCAUGUUGGGGAUUCAGCAGUAGUGGUUGGAGUGAAGGAGAAUGACUCAGACAUCACGCUGCAGGCACUGGAAAUAACACAGGACCAUAAGCCUGAGCUUCCUAAAGAAAAGGAAAGGAUAGAGCGACUGGGUGGCAGUGUAAUGAAGAAAUCUGGGGUGAAUCGUGUCGUGUGGAAGAGGCCCAGGCUGACACAUAACGGCCCCGUGAGGAGGAGUACCGUUAUAGACCAGAUCCCAUUUCUAGCAGUAGCUCGAUCUCUUGGAGAUUUGUGGAGCUAUGAUUUCUACAGUGGAGAGUUUGUGGUUUCUCCCGAACCUGACACCACAGUGAUGACCCUUGACCCCAAACGGCAUCGUUAUAUUAUUCUUGGCAGUGAUGGUCUGUGGAAUAUGAUGCCACCCAAAAAUGCAGUCAACAUGUGUUACAGUCAUGAUAAAAUGGUGGGACCAAAGGGGAUGUCUUGUGCCCGGAGGCUGGGGUGCACAGCUCUCCUGUUUUGGAAAGAGCGCAUGCUCCGAGCAGACAACACAACGGUCAUCGUCCUGGCCCUGCAGGAGCGAGGAGGCCCACCCAUCCCUAUGCACCGAGAUGAGAUUGUUGUUGACAUGGCUACGGGAAUUGACCAGAUCCCAUACCCCGGAACACCCUAUAAUACAUGCGAGAUCCAAAAGCAGAGUGAACCACUAAAUGCUCCCUCCCCGUUCAAACACCGUUCCACCCCUCUGGAGCAGGCGUUCGGUCUGUACGAAGCAGCUUUCUGCACCACCACACAGCUCCUACCUGAUACUGACUCGACGCCGUGCCCUCCAGACGGUCCGGUGAAUGUUUUUGAAAAACAAGACCCAACCACCCAGAUGGUCUCAGCUACUUCUGCACCUCUUUGGAAAAGAUCCUGCCAUUCUUUACACAGACCCCAUGAACUUAAAGGCUCUUAUCAUCGCCUGGGCCGACCCCCUAACAAAAGACUCUCCAAGAAGGCACUUCACAGCAAAAAAGGAAGUGAACAAUCCGUGCAGUCUCAUGAUCAAAAUACAGAAACGAGCUCCCCUAAGGAAGGCGGCAUCCUGCCACAGCACCACAACUCUGCCUUGUGUGUGGGCUGAAUCUCAUCUGUCCGCUCACAUGAAAUUAUUCAUCCGCAUCAUGUCAGCUUCACUCAUCUACCAGGUGUCACCGUCACUAAAUGCAUACUUUUCUACAAAGUCCUUGUAAAUGUGUGAGAUAUGCUUGUUAGAUUAGAUGUGGUGCUGUUCCUUUUCUUUCAUGAUCCUCCCCCUGCUCCUCCUUUACAUCGAACAAUCUUCAAAUUGCUCAAUCUUCUCUAUUUUUGUAUCUUUAAGUAUGUACAGUAUCCAAAGGCAUAUUUUCAAGCAGACGCACCACUGUAAUGUCACCUACCUUUAAUUUAACUGAAUUGGGACCCAUGUGAUCUUC
Molecule: messenger RNA, 2167 nt
Organism: Nematolebias whitei (Rio pearlfish)
Lineage: Eukaryota; Metazoa; Chordata; Actinopteri; Cyprinodontiformes; Rivulidae
Gene: ppm1db
Product: protein phosphatase, Mg2+/Mn2+ dependent, 1Db
Exons: 6
Coding region: 139-1836 (565 amino acids)
Biological process (GO): protein dephosphorylation
Cellular component (GO): cytosol; nucleus
Molecular function (GO): mitogen-activated protein kinase binding; protein serine/threonine phosphatase activity; cation binding
Source: RefSeq, a predicted model, not a curated record